AUGGGUAUAACCCCUACUCACUAUACAAUUGUUCGUUCAUCAACAUUUUCAACCACUACUGUGAACAAUGAUGUUCUUUACAACAUUGAAGAUCGUUAUCAUUCAACGUACGAACGUGAAACAUCGUUUGAAUCUUUUCCAAACAAUAUACAAACAUUAAAAACUAAUGAAAUUCUUCAAAGUUUUAUUAAAAAAACUUCAAAAUUAUUUCGUAUUCAGCUUACAAACGAUUUAUUAAUUGUCGGCUACAGUGACUAUAUUUUAAUUUUACGUCGCACCUCUCAAGAUCGUUUUGUUUAUGAAUAUAUCAUUAGUGUAAAAUAUAAUAGUCAAGAUGAAAGAGCAAUUAACAGUUUCAUCGCAUACAACAAUCAACUCUGGAUAUCAAGUGCAAAUAUUCUAUCAAUUUAUAAUAUAUCAGAUAAAACGUACAAGUUAUUAAUGAAAACAGCUAUUGAUGAUGAGAAUGAUACAUGUGAAUCGAUGAUAGUAUCAAAUGGAUUUAUUUGGUGUGGUUCAUCACGUGGUAAAUUAUACGUAUUUCGAAUGGAUAAUUAUGAUUUAUCAAAAUCAUAUGAUGGACAUCAUGAUAAAAUUCGAUCAUUAUGUGUAAUGACUGAUAAAUAUUUGUGUAGUGGAUCUUCAUCAAAUGAUACAUCAAUUGCCAUAUGGAAAACACAACAAGAAACAAAACGAACUUCUCUUGCUACUGUUUCUCUUUCAUCCAAUCCGCUUACUAAUACUAUGACACGACGAAGUUCAACUCUACGAAUAUUACAAAACUUUUUAUAA
Molecule: messenger RNA, 792 nt
Organism: Didymodactylos carnosus
Lineage: Eukaryota; Metazoa; Rotifera; Eurotatoria; Philodinida; Philodinidae
Source: the annotation of a GenBank genome assembly